UCUAACCCAUGGGUGACUACACCUCCAGUGCCACCAUUGACUGCAAAUGGAGAUAUAGUUGACUACCUGAGCGAAUCGGUAGACUACAAGUCGGACGCGAAGAAAUUGCGCGAACAGUUAGACUCAGAGGCCAUGGAUCUGGAGGAGGACCUGGAGUUGAAACCGGAUCCGCUCGUCGGCAUCGACAGCGCAGAGCUGGUGAUCGACGCGACUCUUGAGAUGCCGUACGACGUGCUGCUGACCAAAGUGGACAUCGAGUACGGGGUCUACGGUUUGUACAACUUCUACAAAAUGCAAAUCAUUGAACACAAAGCCAAAGAUUUGGUGCUUUUGUUCACCCGUUGGGGUCGUGUCGGCGAUACGGGUCAGUACCAGAAGACCCCCUUCGCCACAGCGGAGGCGGCGGUCGCGGAGUUCAAGAAGAUAUUCAAAGCCAAAAGC
Molecule: messenger RNA, 441 nt
Organism: Oppiella nova
Lineage: Eukaryota; Metazoa; Arthropoda; Arachnida; Sarcoptiformes; Oppiidae
Source: the annotation of a GenBank genome assembly